CCCAAGCCCACCAAGGGCCGGAUGCGGAUCCACUGCCUGGAGAACGUGGACAAGGCGCUGCAGUUCCUGAAGGAGCAGCGGGUGCACCUGGAGAACAUGGGCUCCCACGACAUCGUGGACGGCAACCACCGCCUCGUCCUCGGCCUCAUCUGGACCAUCAUCCUCCGCUUCCAGAUCCAGGACAUCAUCAUGCAGGAAGGCCGGGAGACACGCUCUGCCAGGGAUGCACUGCUGCUCUGGUGCCAGAUGAAGACGGCAGGGUAUCCCCACGUGAACGUCACCAACUUCACCUCGAGCUGGAAGGACGGGCUGGCUUUCAACGCCCUCAUCCACAGGCACAGGCCCGAGCUGGUUGACUUCCAAAACCUGACCAAAUCCAAUGCCCGGCACAACCUGGAGCAUGCGUUCAGGGUGGCAGAGCGGCACCUGGGCAUCACCCCGCUCCUUGACCCUGAAGAUGUGUUCACAGAGAACCCCGACGAGAAGUCCAUCAUCACCUACGUGGUGGCCUUCUACCACUACUUCUCCAAGAUGAAGGUGCUUGAGGUGGAAGGCAGGCGUCUGGGCAAGGUCAUCGAGCACGCCAAGGAGACGGAGCGGAUGAUCGAGGGCUACGGGGGGCUGGCCUCCAACCUGCUCACCUGGAUCGAGCAGACCAUCGCCUUCCUCAACAGCCACAGCUUCGCCAACUCGCUGGCCGGGGUGCAGCACCAGCUGCAAGCCUUCAGCACCUACCGCACCGUGGAGAAGCCCCCCAAGUUUCAGGAGAAGGGCAACCUGGAGGUGCUCCUCUUCACCAUCCAGUCACGGAUGCGAGCCAACAACCAGCGUGUCUACACCCCACACGAGGGGCGCCUGGUCUCUGACAUCAACCGGGCCUGGGAGCAGCUGGAGAAAGCGGAGCAUGAGCGGGAGCUGGCACUGCGCACCGAGCUCAUCCGGCAGGAGAAGCUGGAGCAGUUGGCGCGGCGCUUUGACCGCAAAGCGGCCAUGCGGGAGGCCUGGCUGAGCGAAAAUCAGCGUCUGGUGGCCCAGGACAACUUUGGCCAGGACCUGCCGGCAGUGGAGGCGGCCAAGAAGAAGCACGAAGCCAUCGAGACAGACACGGCUGCCUACAAGGAACGGGUGCAGGCCAUCGAGGCGGUGGCGAAGGAGCUGGAGGUGGAGGGCUACCACGACAUCCAGCGCAUCAACAGGCGCAAGGACAACAUCCUGCGGCUCUGGGAGGAGCUCCUGGAGCUGCUGGCUGCCCGGCGUCAGCGCCUGGAGAUGAACCUCACCCUGCAGCACCUCUUCCAAGAGAUGCUCCACAGCAUCGACUGGAUGGAUGAGGUCCAGGUACAGCUGACAUCGCCCGAAUCCGGGAAGCACCUUCUGGAGGCAGAGGAGCUGCUGCAGACCCACCGGCUGCUGGAGGGUGACAUGGCCCUGCAGGCAGACAAGACA
Messenger RNA from Pelecanus crispus (Dalmatian pelican), 1446 nucleotides. NCBI's taxonomy places the organism in Eukaryota, Metazoa, Chordata, Aves, Pelecaniformes, Pelecanidae. The record is from RefSeq and is a predicted model, not a curated record.